UGUAGUGUAGUGAACAGGGGCAGAAGGAGAAGAAGGUGGCUGUGAUGUUUGGAUGAUUAGAUUUGUAAAGUUUUACUCUGCACUUUGAGAAAAAAGCUCAAAGUUGCCAAAGUUUUUUGUUUGUUUUGUUUUUUAACCAGAAUGAGUCAUUUACUGCUCAGGGUCCUGCUGUCUGCAGCUUUUGCCUGCCAAACAGCCACACUUGGAUCAGGUUGUGAAGGAAUAGGAUGCGGGAGUUCUAAGGCAUCGGGAAAGCGGGAUCAACAUAGUGAACUGCUGAAUCAGUUUAAUGAAAUGAACGCACCUUCUGCAGCUGGCCAGCACCGGGGCUCUGGGGCCGUGUUACCUUUUAUUGGACUCACUGGAAGUGCUACACAGAGUCGUAACUGCUGCAAGAACGGGGGUACUUGCAUUCUGGGGAGUUUUUGCGCUUGUCCAAAGCACUUCACAGGACGCAGCUGCGAGUACGACGAACGCGUCAGGAACUGUGGAGUUAUACCUCAUGGAGAAUGGGUUCAAAAAGGCUGUUCAUACUGCAGAUGUGGAUACGGAGUGCUUCACUGCUUCCCUCAGGUCUUUCAUAGUGACUGUGACGAAACUCAGGAAGUACGCUGGGUUACUUCGAAUGCCCAGAGAACACUAUUGACCUGCGGCCUCCUGUGUCUUGUGCUGCUUCUUUCAUUUCUGCUUUGAAGACGACUCCAGGACUUUUGAUAUUCCGCAUAGUUUUGUCCGGGGGCUCGGAUGUUUUUCAGCAGAGAAAGAUGAGAACCGACCACAAGAGAAGGAAGAAGUUUAUAUAGAUUUGUAUAUAUCUCACUUUUUUUUGUUGUUGUUGUUGUUGAAUGCAGCAUUUAAUGGCAGCACUGAUUUUUUUUCUUCUUCUUCCAGUGGAAGCUUAAGCAUCUAGCUGUGUUCAAUGCAACUGUUUUUAAUGUGAAGGACCCUGUAUAAAGGAUUUAUAGAGAAACUAUAUUGUACUUGUAAAUUGUCAGUGUGGAUUUUACCCAUAGUAUAUGUUUAUGAUCUUUAUUUUUUAUUUUUUUUUCGAUCUAUGAUUUAAUGUUCAUGUAGUAUCCUGUCGGCGAAUACAUCCUCUAAAGAAUUCCUGUCUUUUCUAUAGAGUUUGUUUGGCACCGUUCUUGAUUGGGAGAGAGUGCGAUAACGUUAAAGAUAACCUCUGAUUGUUGACCUUUCCAUUACUUUUUCUCCUCUUAUCUUACACAAACAAUGGCUCAGGCCAAUCAGUCACAAUGGCCACUCUGACCUAGCGAGUUGUCCUGAUAGAUUAUAGAAGGGAUGUACUGUAUCUAAUACAGAUUAUUUACUGGUCUUAAUUUAAAACCACAAAUUUGCCCUAGGCAUGAACUUGUGCAAGAGCGGCAAAAAAAA
This is a messenger RNA of Tachysurus vachellii, 1392 nucleotides long. RefSeq names its product teratocarcinoma-derived growth factor 1 (gene tdgf1). The coding region runs from base 142 to 693 and encodes 183 amino acids. The transcript has 6 exons. The record is from RefSeq and is a predicted model, not a curated record. NCBI's taxonomy places the organism in Eukaryota, Metazoa, Chordata, Actinopteri, Siluriformes, Bagridae.